GCGUCACCUCCGCUGCGGCGCGGGCAGGCGGCGGAAGCGCCUCCAUAGCGGCGGCUGGAGCGGCGGGGUCUCGGCGGGAUCUCUGCGGGAUCCCGGCGGCGCCAUGGCGGAGGAAGUCCAAAAGCAUUCUGUGCACACACUUGUGUUCAGGUCUUUGAAGAGAACCCAUGAUAUGUUUGUAGCUGAUAAUGCCAAGCCCAUCCCAUUAGAUGAAGAAAGUCACAAAGUGAAGAUGGCAGUGAAGCUGCGGACAGAGUACGGCUCAGUGCUGCACAUGCCGACUCUCAAGGAGAACUUGAGAGAGAAGGGAGGCACGAACACCGGGGAUCCCUAUGGACACAAACAGUACCCUGCAAAUCAAGGACAAGAAGUUGAGUAUGUGGUAACUGGUACACACCCAUACCCACCUGGGCCUGGUGUGGCUUUGACAGCAGAUACAAAGGUCCAGAGGAUGCCUAGUGAAUCUGCAGCACAGUCCUUGGCUGUAGCACUUCCUGCUUCUCAGUCCAGGUUGGAUGCAAAUCGGACAGCUGCUGGUGUGGGUGAAGUUUACAGGCAUGCUGGAAUGUCCGAGCGUUCACAGCCUCCUGGGAUGUCCGUGGCUAUGGUGGAAGCUGGUGGAAACAAAAAUUCUGCAUUAAUGCCAAAGAAGGCUCCAACCAUGCCCAAACCCCAGUGGCAUCCACCAUGGAAACUGUACAGAGUUAUCAGUGGUCAUCUGGGCUGGGUGAGAUGUAUUGCAGUAGAACCAGGAAAUCAGUGGUUUGUUACUGGCUCUGCUGACAGAACCAUAAAGAUUUGGGACCUUGCUAGUGGCAAAUUGAAAUUGUCUUUGACGGGACACAUCAGUACUGUACGAGGAGUGAUAGUAAGCGCAAGAAGUCCAUACCUCUUUUCUUGUGGAGAAGACAAACAAGUGAAAUGCUGGGAUCUUGAGUACAAUAAGGUUAUCAGGCAUUACCAUGGUCAUCUUAGUGCUGUCUAUGGCUUAGACUUGCAUCCAACAAUAGAUGUACUGGUAACAUGCAGCAGAGAUUCAACAGCACGAAUUUGGGAUGUAAGGACAAAGGCCAGUGUGCACACACUAUCGGGACACACAAAUGCAGUAGCGACAGUGAAGUGCCAAGCUGCAGAACCACAAAUUAUUACAGGCAGUCAUGACACAACCAUACGGCUCUGGGAUUUAGUGGCAGGAAAAACUCGUGUUACUCUAACAAAUCACAAGAAAUCUGUAAGAGCAGUAGUGCUACAUCCAAGACAUUACACAUUUGCAUCUGGUUCUCCGGAUAAUAUUAAGCAGUGGAAAUUCCCAGAUGGAAACUUCAUUCAGAACCUCUCUGGCCACAAUGCUAUUAUCAACACACUGGCUGUAAAUUCUGAUGGUGUUCUGGUCUCAGGAGCUGAUAAUGGUACUAUGCAUCUUUGGGACUGGAGAACUGGAUACAACUUCCAGAGAGUACAUGCAGCUGUACAGCCAGGCUCUUUGGACAGUGAAUCAGGAAUAUUUGCUUGUGUUUUUGACCAGUCAGAAAGCAGAUUGCUAACUGCUGAAGCUGAUAAAACCAUAAAAGUAUACAAAGAAGAUGAUACUGCGACUGAAGAAACUCAUCCUGUCAGCUGGAAACCAGAAAUUAUCAAGAGAAAACGAUUUUAAUGCGUCAACAUAGCACUUCUGUAAUUUUGUUUUGGCCUUCCUGAGAGCAUUCAGUCACAUUUUGUUCUGCCUAGAACAGCAGAGCAAAAAGUCAGCUAAGUCAUUGCUAUUUCAACAUGUUUUAUAAUAAAUUUUAUUUCUCUUUCCUUUUGUCUUUCUUUGUUGUGAUCCCAGCAAACCAGUUGCAGCUGUUAACUUUGUGGAGCACGUAUAGUUCAUGAAAAGGAUAGAUGUGCAGGUGGUUAUUUUUUUAGACUUACACACUCAAUAGAUUCUUAUAAAAAUAUUUUGAUGAGCUAGGUUUUCUGAAAGACCCUUACUUGACCUCAAAAGUUAAUUGCGAAUUCAUGCAUAGGAACCAUCUUCUGGGAAUUUCUUGGGGACGCUUGGAUUUUAGAGCAGUAUUGUUUACUGUACAUAUGCUGAAUAGAUACUAAAUUAGAGUAACAGAGUAAUCUGGAGAGAAGCAGGACAGCACAAUAAUAAGGUAGUUUGCUUUAUAAACACAGCCACUGAGCAUUGCUGGUGCUGUGUUAUGGAAUGAAACGGAUCUUCAAAGUGUUUCUUUCCCUAGGAAAACUUUCAAAUGGAAGUACUCAUCUUCACUUACGUUAUUUCAGAUUGGACCUUCUGUAGCAAGGACUGCUGUCCGAGUCAUAUUGUUCACAGUCGCUGCAGGAUUAGGACCAGUUGAGUUCCUUUGUAAGUCAGCUGUUUUUAACGCUCAUCCAAAGCAUCUAUGGCAGUAGAGUCCAGUGAACUUUUAAAACUGAGCUUGAGGAAAAAAAGUAAUUUAAGCCUUCAUUUUACAGUUUGCUGUCUUCCCAUGAUUUUAGGAAGGAAUUUAAGAUAAAUAAACUCUUACUGAAAGAUAAUUUGUACUUCUGAAAGGACAAAUGAUUCAUUGGCUUUACAAAUAGUCACAUAACAAGCAGCGAACAUGUAAGCCUCCUUGCUGCUGCUUAUCUGUCCUGUCUGUGCUGCUCUAAAGCGCUUCACAGGGCAGUGGAGGAAAAAAUUAAAUUAUCAGGCCAUUCAGUUGUUGGCAACUUUGCUAGUGGUGUUAAUAGCUGCACUGGCAAGUUUUAUGCUGGGUAAAUGCUGAGACUUAAUCUGUGGCCACAGCACUGAUAGCAAGCAGUUCCCAGUAAUUAUUUCUAUUUGCCAGCCUGUCUUCUUUCAAAUCUGUGAUUUAUGUUAGAGAAAUGAGUUAUUUGCAAUGUAACUUACAGAAAACCAGUAAAACUAAGUGUUGUUUAUAUUCUGAGAAUUUUUGUCUUUUUUUUAUACUGCACGGGAGGUCUUGUGUUUAUAAUUUGAAUGUUUGACAAUAUCAUUUUAAGGAAGUCCACGCUGCAUAAAUAACUGAAUUCUGGUUGUUGUCUAAAGACCUGUUGUCUAAAGCAACUUCACAAAAAGGAAAGGGAGUAUUUGGUGUUUACAAGUUGGAUUAAAAAUCUUUUAUUUGAAUGGUAACUUGAAUUUUUCUGGAUCUUGAUUACAGCUCUUUCCAUUUUAACUAAUGCAAGAGGUAAAAAUACAGGUUAUGGCUUAUGCAUGUUGUAUGCUGCUGCUAAUGAUUCGUUCCAGAAAUCCAUGAAUUAUUGCUGUUACACAGAAUUUUCUUGCUCACAGUGAAGUCCUCUUUAGGAAACUAGAGUGGAGAGAAAUAACUUACUUGAAAAGAGGUGGGAUUGUAGAGGACUUUUCUUUUUUGGAAGUCUCUAUUUCUUUUGAUAGUUUGGAAUUAGGAUGGAGAAAUUAUGGAUCUUGGCUCACUGUUCUAGCACAUCUUUUCUGUACUGACAUUUUCCUUUAGAAACUGCAUUUAUUCCACAGUUUAUCACUCUGAAGAGAUACCAGAAAGUGUCCUGCAGAACCUAUGUAUCUUCUCUGGACUUCUGUGGGAAUCUGCUAUCAUGGGGCAGUGGCUGCCUGGGCAUUCUUUUUUUGUGCCCUAGGUAAAGAUUUGGUUUGUAAAUUAAAGGCUGUGCACUAUUACUUGGCAUAAUAUGUUUCUUUUUGGCUUUCUAGUAUGUUGUCCCAGUUGUGAUUUUCUUCUUACUUGUAUUCUUAAGCAUUUGAUUUUUACUUGUUCUUUUCCUUCCCAGCAGUUUUUUCUUCCCCUUGACAGUAAUGUGAAUAUCAUCACAAAUACUUCUCUAACUGUUGUUUAUGGUGCAUCGAGAUUAUCAGAUAUCAUUUAACCGCUUCUCUAGUUCAAAGCAAGCCUAGAUAGUGAGUUGUGACACGCAGGUCUGAUCAUGUAGGAUACGCAGUGACAUGAGAUUUGUCCAUGUAAGUCAUAAGGUGAAACAAAAGAGGAGGAUCUGGUCUACUGGAUGUAUUUCCAUGGUCCUGGAAAGCAUCAUGCUGCAAUUUCAGUUUAAGUAAUCUUGAAUGGGAGAGUAAUCUCAGAAAAUAAUUAUUGUCCUUAGUUUCAUAAAAUUUCAUGUUGUCUUCUGUAUAGGAUCAAAUAAUUUCUACCACUAACCCUGACUUUUGUUUUAUACUGUACAUAAUUGCAGAGAAGUAAGAAAAUGGUUUUUGUUUGUAACAUAAAAAAGUGUAACUGGUAAAAGUGAUAAAUUUCAAGAUCACUCUUGGCUGUAUACUAAAGCAUACAGUGUAAGCUAUGCAGCUGAAAUGCUGUUGUUUGCUGGCAGCAUGAAAGUUGUGCAGAACAGUAUGUCUUUGGCAACUUAAAGGCUUACAGAUGUUAAGUCUUUAAUAGCCAAUUUCUUUUCAGUUCUGUUGUGUUAGAAUUAAAGUGCACCUGAUGUGACAGCAAUUUAGCCAUCAAUAAAACCUUCCAUACAAUAUGAA
Molecule: messenger RNA, 4480 nt
Organism: Myiozetetes cayanensis
Lineage: Eukaryota; Metazoa; Chordata; Aves; Passeriformes; Tyrannidae
Gene: PLRG1
Product: pleiotropic regulator 1
Exons: 15
Coding region: 104-1654 (516 amino acids)
Biological process (GO): mRNA splicing, via spliceosome
Cellular component (GO): precatalytic spliceosome; catalytic step 2 spliceosome; Prp19 complex
Molecular function (GO): protein binding
Source: RefSeq, a predicted model, not a curated record